AUGGACAUCGCACUCGUUGAUGCCACGGAUGUAGUUCCACACCCUGACAACGUGUGUGUGCCGGAUUAUAAACUCGUGUCUCUAGAGACACUGAAGACUUGGGCAGACGUGGAAGCCCUCUUUGCCAAUGCUCAUCAGGCAGAUGUAACCCAAAUAGUCACCAAAUUUGGUCGAGGUGCCGGCUUCACCCAGGGCAUGCUAGAUGGCAUAAAAGUCGAUAUCAAUCUUUCAUUGGCGCAUAAUGAGCAGGAGCAAAUAGUUUCGGCGUGGGCAGUGCGCUCAUUUCCUACUCGAGGGUCCUUUUUGCUUUCCGGUGACUCAGGUUCGUUUAUUUUUACUAGGGAAUAUUGGAAGGUACCGGGCUUCAAGGACGUGCUUAAAAUCCCACUUCCGAAAAUUAGAAACCGGCCAAGAGAUUUAAUCGUGCUUGGAUUGCUAUUUGCGAGAAGCCUUGACGCUGAACUUGCCUAUUUCAUACCAUUCGAAGCUGUUAAGAAGGAGGUCGAGGCGAUGACCGGCGGAGAAGUGACUUGGCCGGUCAAGGUUGAAGCGCCGUGA
Molecule: messenger RNA, 558 nt
Organism: Talaromyces proteolyticus
Lineage: Eukaryota; Fungi; Ascomycota; Eurotiomycetes; Eurotiales; Trichocomaceae
Exons: 1
Coding region: 1-558 (185 amino acids)
Source: RefSeq, a predicted model, not a curated record